AUGAAUAGCUCAAUCAAGCGUAUGAUACGUAAGAAACAGAAACUAUACAACAGAGCACGCAAAUCAAAUAGCCAAGCUGAUUGGAAGAAGUUUAAAGAUCUACGCAAAGCAACUAAGAAAAGGUCGAGUCUCGCACAUGAUAAGUACUUGUUGGACCUCCUAAAGACCGAUGACAAGGACCUUGAAACUCGUAAACCUACGAUGACCAAACAAUUUUGGACCUACAUAAGAUCAAAAAGGCAAGAAAAUGUUGGUGUCGCUCCCUUGGAGAUCAACGAUUAUAUCGUAUCCGACAGUCGAGAGAAAGCCAAUUUACUAAGUAAUUAUUUCAAGUCUGUCUUCACGAAAGAAGACCCCUGA
Porites evermanni is the source of this 360-nucleotide messenger RNA. The record is from the annotation of a GenBank genome assembly. Lineage: Eukaryota; Metazoa; Cnidaria; Anthozoa; Scleractinia; Poritidae.